Vigna unguiculata (cowpea) is the source of this 981-nucleotide messenger RNA. NCBI's taxonomy places the organism in Eukaryota, Viridiplantae, Streptophyta, Magnoliopsida, Fabales, Fabaceae. The record is from RefSeq and is a predicted model, not a curated record.
AUGGAUCGGAAAUGGAUGUUUGCUAGUCGAUUAUCAAAAGAAUAUGAAGAUGGGGUGAAAGAGUUUCGUAGAUUUGCAGUUGAGCAUGCAAAAAACCCUAGUAGAAUUAUUUGUCCUUGCUUGAAGUGUUGUCAUUCAAGGGUAGUGAACGCAGAUGAGUUAGAAGCACAUUUAGUAUGCAACGGAAUUGAUAAAAGUUAUUCAUGUUGGACCAAACAUGGUGAAAAUCAAAAAAAUGAUAUAGCACAUAAUGGGCAUGAUAGCACAAGUUAUGCACCACAAGAGACUGACACAACAUAUGACUUUGACCAAGUUGAGGAGAUUGCAAACAUUAUUGAAGAGGAUAUGCGAGAUUGUCCUCAAAUGUUUGACAGGUUGACAAUGGAUGCAAAAACACCAUUGUAUAAUGGUUGUACUAGUUUCACAAGACUAUCAGCGGUGUUAAAAUUAUUCAAUUUGAAAGCAGGAAAUGGAUGGUCUGAUAAGAGCUUUACUGAAUUACUAUCACUUUUGAAAGAUAUGCUACCACAAGAUAAUGUACUUCCUUGUCGAAUGUAUGAGGCUAAAAAAAUGUUAAGCUCUAUUGGUAUGAGCUACGAGAAGAUUCAUGCUUGUCCAAAUGAUUGCAUUCUUUUUCGAAAUGAAUAUGCACCAUUGGAUAAAUGUCCUAAAUGUAGAGCAUUACGUUACAAGAAAAAUUCAGCACCGAUGAAAGUGGUAUGGUAUUUUCCUAUAAUACCAAGAUUUAGGCGCAUGUAUCAUAAUGCACAAGAUGCAAAGAGCUUAAGAUGGCAUGCAGAUGAAAGGAUAUGUGAUGGAAAGCUUCGACACCCUGCUGAUUCUCCUCAAUGGGCAAAAGUUGACCAUGAUUACCCCAAUUUUGGAAAAGAACCAAGAAACCUACGUCUUGCUUUGUCUACUGAUGGAAUAAAUCGCAUGGUAUGCAAAGCAACUCGCACAGCACGUGGCCUGUGGUUAUGA